AUGAACGCCUCCUUCCGCUUCGCCCGCGCGGCUCUCCGUGCCCGUGCCCCUGCCAUGCGCAUGCCCGCCCAGCGAAGGACCUACGCUGAGGCUGUUCCCGAGCACAUCAAGCUCAGCCUGUCCCUCCCCCACCAGUCCAUCUACAAGUCCAAGAACGUUGUUCAGGUCAACAUCCCUGCCGAGUCCGGCGAGAUGGGUGUCCUCGCCAACCACGUCCCCUCCAUUGAGCAGCUCAAGCCCGGUCUGGUCGAGGUUGUCGAGGAGAGCGGAGGCGCCAAGCAGUUCUUCCUGUCUGGUGGAUUCGCGACCGUCCAGCCCAACUCGACUAUGAGCAUCAACGCGCCCGAGGGCUACGCUAUCGAGGACUUCAGCGCCGAUGCCAUCAGGAACCAGAUUGCCGAGGCUCAGAAGGUGGCCAAUGGCAGCGGAAGCGAGCAGGACAUUGCUGAGGCGAAGAUUGAGUUGGAGGUUCUCGAGACUCUUGCUGCUCACGUGAAAUAA
Messenger RNA from Emericellopsis atlantica, 501 nucleotides. RefSeq names its product F1F0 ATP synthase delta chain mitochondrial precursor. Bases 1 to 501 code for a protein of 166 amino acids. The record is from RefSeq and is a predicted model, not a curated record. The transcript is spliced from 5 exons. Gene Ontology annotation, biological process: proton motive force-driven ATP synthesis. Gene Ontology annotation, molecular function: proton-transporting ATP synthase activity, rotational mechanism. Lineage: Eukaryota; Fungi; Ascomycota; Sordariomycetes; Hypocreales; Bionectriaceae.